GGAUGGCGAGCGGGGCGGGCGGCCGGCCGGGGCCCGCGGAGCCGCGCGAGGGCGGCGGGGCGGCUGGGUCGGGUCCCGAGCCGGGUGUGCGAGGCCCCCGCCGCCGGGGCUGCGGCGUGGUGGGGCCCCUCCCGAGCAGCAUGAUGGCAGACACUGCAUCUCCGCUGAAGCACUUUGUGUUGGCUAAGAAGGCCAUCACCACCAUCUUUGAGCAGUUGCUGGAGUUCGUGACCGAAGGCUCACGUUUUGUUGAAGCAACAUUUAAGAAUCCAGAACUUGAUCGAAUAGCCACUGAGGAUGAUUUGCUUGAAAUACAAGGGUAUAAGCACAAGAUUUCCGUCAUUGGCGAGGUGCUGUCUCGGAGACACAUGAAAGUGGCAUUUUUUGGCAGGACAAGCAGUGGAAAAAGUUCUGUUAUCAAUGCAAUGUUGUGGGAUAAAGUUCUCCCUAGUGGGAUUGGCCAUACAACCAACUGCUUCCUGAGUGUGGAAGGCACUGAUGGAGAUAAAGCCUACUUAAUGACAGAAGGGUCGGAUGAAAAAAGGAGUGUGAAGACAGUUAACCAGCUGGCCCAUGCCCUUCAUAUGGACAAGGAUUUGAAAGCUGGCUGUCUUGUACAUGUGUUUUGGCCAAAGGCAAAAUGUGCCCUCUUGAGAGAUGACCUCGUCUUAGUGGACAGCCCAGGAACAGAUGUCACCACAGAGCUGGAUAGCUGGAUUGACAAAUUUUGCUUAGAUGCUGAUGUCUUCGUUUUGGUUGCAAACUCUGAAUCAACACUAAUGAACACGGAAAAACACUUUUUUCACAAGGUGAAUGAGCGGCUUUCCAAGCCUAAUAUUUUCAUCCUCAAUAAUCGUUGGGAUGCCUCUGCAUCAGAGCCAGAAUACAUGGAAGACGUACGUAGGCAGCACAUGGAAAGAUGCCUGCAUUUCUUGGUGGAUGAGCUCAAAGUUGUGGGUCCAUUGGAAGCACAGAAUCGUAUCUUUUUUGUUUCAGCAAAAGAAGUUCUUAGUGCAAGAAAGCAUAAAACACAGGGAAUGCCAGAAGGCGGUGGGGCACUUGCUGAAGGAUUUCAGGCAAGGCUACAGGAGUUUCAGAAUUUUGAACAAAUCUUUGAGGAGUGUAUCUCGCAGUCAGCAGUGAAAACAAAGUUUGAGCAGCACACUAUCAGAGCUAAACAGAUACUAGAUACUGUGAAAAACAUAAUGGAUUCAAUAAACGUGGGAGCAGCAGAGAGAAGAGUUUAUUCCCUGGAAGAGAGGGAAGAUCAGAUUGAUAGACUGGACUUCAUACGGAACCAGAUGAACCUUUUGACAUUGGAUGUUAAGAAAAAAAUUAAGGAGGUUACUGAAGAGGUGGCAAAUAAAGUUUCCUGUGCAAUGACAGAUGAAAUUUGUCGGCUGUCUGUCUUGGUUGAUGAAUUUUGUUCUGAGUUUCAUCCUACUCCAAGUGUGUUGAAAGUGUAUAAAAGUGAGUUGAAUAAGCACAUAGAGGAUGGUAUGGGAAGAAAUUUGGCUGACCGGUGCACCAGUGAAGUUAAUGCCUCAAUGCUGCAAUCCCAGCAGGAAAUUAUUGAAAAUUUAAAGCCUUUGCUUCCAGCUGGUAUACAGAAUAAUCUACAUACACUGGUCCCAUGUAAGAAAUUUGAUCUCAGCUAUGACCUGAAUUGCCACAAAUUAUGUUCCGAUUUUCAAGAGGAUAUUGUAUUCCAUUUUUCUCUGGGCUGGUCUUCCCUUGUACAUCGAUUCCUUGGCCAUACAAAUGCACAGAGGGUGCUCCUGGGAUUAUCAGAGCCUAUCUUUCAGCUCCCUAGGUCUUUGGCUUCUACUCCCACUGCUCCCGCCAAUCCAGCAGUGCCAGAUAAUGCGUCGCAGGAAGAGCUCAUGGUGACCUUAAUAACAGCAUUAGCUUCUCUCACGUCCAGAACGUCCAUGGGCAUCAUUGUCAUCGGAGGAGUGAUUUGGAAAGCUGUAGGCUGGAAGCUCAUCUCUGUUUCCUUAAGUAUGUAUGGAGCUCUGUAUCUUUAUGAGAGGCUGGCCUGGACCACCCGCGCCAAGGAGAGGGCCUUCAAACAGCAGUUUGUGAACUAUGCAACUGAAAAACUGCAGAUGAUCGUCAGCUUCACGAGUGCCAACUGCAGCCAUCAAGUACAGCAGGAAAUGGCUACCACUUUUGCUCGCCUGUGCCAACAAGUUGAUAUUACUCAAAGACAUCUGGAAGAAGAAAUUGCUAGAUUAUCCAAAGAAGUAGAUCAGCUGGAGAAAAUCCAAAACAAUUCAAAGCUUUUAAGAAAUAAAGCUGUUCAACUUGAAAAUGAACUUGAGAAUUUUACUAAGAAGUUUCUACAUUCAAGUAAUGAAGAAGAAUCUUAAUAGAUUGCUUUGGUGUGACCAUCACAGCAAAUGGAACUUGGAAGAGGGGGAGUUAUUUUUAUGAAAUAAUUUAAAACAUGAAUUACACUAAUUGUAUCUAAAUAGCAAAUGCCUACAUAGACUCUAGAAAUGAUCUUAGGGUAUUUGCAUUUCUGAAGAGUGUUUGGGCGUCUUUAGUUUUGAUUUGGGUAAGGAAAGGCUAAGUCAUUUGUGUUAAAAUAAUAAAUUAGUUAAAAUUAACAGACCAUCUGUGUGACCCCUGAGGGGUGGGGCCUUGAGCUCUUAACAGGGCUUUCUUUGUUUUUGACUCUGAAUAACUCUGCUUCCUGGCAUCCAGGAGUUAGAGUGAGCCUUUCAUCUUUCUCAAAACUGGUUUUUGAUGCUGUUUUGUACACUGCAUUGCUCAGACUGUGAAGGAGUGUGAGAUGGUGUUGACUACAUCAGUUUUGCAGGUUACAAGCACUUCUGUUGUGGCAGGUAUGUAGACCACUAAGAAAUACCAUUUUUACUCCUUGUUUAUUCCCAUUAAAAAUGAUAUAAAACAGUAUAAGGGUUUGUUGUUAUAACUGGUAAUUUAUAAAAGUAUUUUAAUAU
This is a messenger RNA of Ochotona princeps (American pika), 2966 nucleotides long. It is a transcript of the gene MFN1, whose product is annotated as mitofusin 1. Bases 3 to 2372 code for a protein of 789 amino acids. The record is from RefSeq and is a predicted model, not a curated record. Gene Ontology annotation, cellular component: mitochondrial outer membrane. NCBI's taxonomy places the organism in Eukaryota, Metazoa, Chordata, Mammalia, Lagomorpha, Ochotonidae. Gene Ontology annotation, biological process: mitochondrion localization; mitochondrial fusion. Gene Ontology annotation, molecular function: GTP binding; GTPase activity. The transcript has 18 exons.